Molecule: messenger RNA, 3171 nt
Organism: Momordica charantia (bitter melon)
Lineage: Eukaryota; Viridiplantae; Streptophyta; Magnoliopsida; Cucurbitales; Cucurbitaceae
Product: Cysteine proteinases superfamily protein
Biological process (GO): proteolysis
Molecular function (GO): cysteine-type peptidase activity
Source: RefSeq, a predicted model, not a curated record
AACCUAAGUGGGCCAAAGCUUUGACGCAAUCCGGCGUUUAGUAAAAAUUUGCCCGCCCAUCUGCGUCGGACCUCGCUCUCUGAUUCACAAAUGUCAACUCACUGAGUUCCUUGGACUCGCUUCAACUUGAAGAUCUCCCUCUCCUCCCCUCGCCAUGAAGAACGCCUCUGUCAGACGCCUCGAAGUCUUCGAUUUCACCGAAGAAGACGCGCUUUCGGAAUUGAUCUCCGAGAAGCACAUCAGCAAAUUCAAAAACCCUAAUCUCGAAACCAAUGAUCUUCUUUCGAAGUAUGACUUUCUUGAAUGUGAAGCCAAUGGAUUCGUUGUUGAAGGAAAGGAGAUUGGAAAUCCACAUAUGGAUGUUGAUUUGGAUGAACGCAAUCGUAGUUGUGAUGAUGGUAUUUCACAUAUUCCUACUGAAGAGCAAUUCAUCAUGGACGAAGAAAAAUAUCAAUUGGAUGCCAACCCACAAUCAGAAUUGAGCAGCCAUGAGCAGGAUAUCUUUGUGCAAGUAGAUAAUCACGUGACAGGAAGCCUUGUCUCUGAACUUGGAAAAGUUGGAUCUAGCUCUCAAAAUCCUACCCUGGGCUUAAAUUGUACUCAUGCAGAGUUUGCUGCUGAAAGUGAGCAAGUUGAUGCACUUUCAGAUCCUAAUGGAAGCAUGGAUGGAAGUUCCCCAAUGAGUGCUCCUUUUGAAAUUGCAAAGGACGGUGUUUUGUUGAACGGGAAGUCUUCAGAUAAUUGCUCAUCCGACAACGAAAUGGAUGAUCAUAACGAGGAGGAGGUUAUUCUAUGUCCCGAUUAUGUUGUAUAUGGAGAUUAUUAUUGUACCGGGCCCCUGUUAACCUUUUCGCAUAAUGGCAUCAAAAUCAAUGGUUCUGCUGAAUAUGGAAGCAAUGAGUUCCUUAACCUUGAAUGGAGAGUUGACGAUCUCAUUGAUGUUGAGUGUCAGUGGUUUCAAAGGGUUGAAAAUGUGAUGAUCAAACUCCAUGUUAUCUCAAAGGAUGGCAGUCAAUGUGAUAAUGCGUGUGACACUUCUGGCAUUAAGGAAGUGAAGAUUGCUCUGGUUGAUUCUUACUGGUCUGAGAAACAACAAAAAAUCAGAUCUUUGGAUUCCAGAUACAUGGCUAUUUGGAACAUGUCUCUGAAUGCGGGGAUAGGAACAGACGAUGAUGAUUUAUGUGGACAGAGACAUUAUUUCCCCAACUUUGAUGAACCUUUUGAAGAAGUUGUAUAUCCUAAAGGAGAUCCAGAUGCUGUUUCCAUUAGUAAGAGGGAUGUUGACUUGUUGCAACCAGAGACGUUUGUCAAUGAUACAAUCAUUGACUUCUACAUCCUGUAUUUGAAGAGCCAGAUUGAGCCUAAGGAGAAGCAUAGAUUUCACUUCUUCAAUAGCUUUUUCUUUAGAAAGCUGGCUGACCUUGAUAAAGAUCCAUCAAGUGCUUCUGAUGGCAGAGCUGCCUUUCUUCGGGUUAGAAAAUGGACAAGGAAAGUGGAUUUAUUUGACAAGGAUUAUAUCUUUAUUCCUAUAAACUUCAACCUUCACUGGAGCUUAAUGGUCAUAUGCCAUCCUGGUGAAGUGGCUGGAUAUAGCAAUGAAGACCUGGUGAAGUCGAAGAAAGUACCAUGUAUAUUGCAUAUGGAUUCUAUUAAAGGAAGUCACGCAGGUCUUAAAAAUCUCAUUCAAAGUUAUUUGCUGGAAGAAUGGAAAGAGAGAAACAAGGAGACACCUGAAGAUGUCUCAUCAAAAUUCAAGAAUCUCCGGUUUCUCCCACUUGAGCUUCCACAGCAGGAAAAUUCAUUUGAUUGUGGGUUAUUUUUGCUCCACUACCUGGAACUCUUUCUGGCAGAAGCUCCUCUCGAUUUCAGUCCGUUCAAAAUCUCCAAGUUUUCAAAAUUUCUUAAUGUGGAUUGGUUUCCACCUGCCGAGGCUUACCUCAAGCGAACUUUAAUACAGAGAUUAAUUUUCGAAAUCCUUGAAAACCGAUCUCGAGAAAUGUCCGCAGCUGCUUGCAGUGAUGAACUCCUGUCUAAAUUUCCGUCAAAUAAUGAGGAUGAAACAGGUGCGGAGCUUCUUCCGGAAAGAGGAAGCCCAGCAGUGACAUGUAAUCACAAUUUGUCAAGCUCACAAGCUGUUGAUGGGAUUGAAAUCACUCUAUUAUCUGAAUCUUCAAGUAGACAUAACCAGUUUAUGGACGGUUCUGGCUUGGUUGUCAGAGAACUAUUUGAACCAGGCGCCUCUAAUGGAUCAUUACUCGAGCCCUAUCAAUCUUUUGCUCAGACAUCAUCGUAUUUUGAUGCAAAUGGUACUGUGCUGGAGGAAGAUGCAGACCCAGAAACUGGAGACGGUUUCAUGUAUUUGGAACAGGAUGGUUUACAGCCCAUUGAUGUAAUGGCACCUCAAGCUUGUCCUUUUCCGUGUUCGUCGAGAGGACUUGAAUCCAACGCUGAUUUUGAUUUAUGCAUGUCUAUUCAACCAGAGCAUGGUGGGGGCAUUGCCUCGUCUCCAUCUCCGUCUCCAUCAAGUCACUUGGAUGAUUUGGAAGAUGUGGGAAUCACUGAAAGUAGCGAUGUUAGGGAAGCAAGUCCUUGUAAUAAAGAAAUGAACCGAAAAAGACCUCUACCGAAUGAAGUCCUGGAACACGUAGCAGCAUGCCCCAUUUCUGCCCCUACUUCAAUGCAGGAUGCAGAUGCCAUUGUCAUCUCCCAAGAUACUAAUGAUAUUUGCGAGGAAAUGGAAAACAACGGUUCACAAGAGACUCUUGUUGCUUCACCACACCUAAAUGAAGACCUAACGACCAAAACAGACGUCGAACAUGAUCCUGCGCUGGUAGUUGCUUCUGUUACAGAGGUGGACUUACACGAACAACCCGCUGCUAAGAAACCGAGGCUUUCAACACACCCUGAAGAAGCGAGCAAUGGUCUCAGAGAGAGUUUGUCAGAUGACAAGGAGUUAUAAGAUGAAAGAAAAGGUCGGUUUCUUCUUUGCUUUCAUAUUUGUAAAUGAUCAUGUGAUUAGGGUUUUGCUUGCCAUGCUGUCAAUAGUGUUAUGGCUCCAUAAUCAAACUUAAUUAAUAGGAUACCGAUAGAAAAUUCAUUUGGGUAAGGUUGAUGUAGUACCCAUGGCAGUUAUAUCAAAGACUAGUUAUAAUAUUCCAUCUCCAGUCUCCA